AUGACCAAAAUUAUUUACGAAAUUACGGAAUUACAGAAUUACAGUGCUACAACUGUGACCAGAAUAAUUAAAAACUUCCAGGAGAGAGAUGGUGUUAAAGAGUUAUCAAAAAGUGGACGCCUUAAACAUUUGAGUGUUGACCAUAAGAAUGAGUUGAAGAAAAUUGUUAAAAAAGAAAAUCGUAAAUCUGCUGAAUAA
This is a messenger RNA of Entrophospora sp. SA101, 198 nucleotides long. NCBI's taxonomy places the organism in Eukaryota, Fungi, Glomeromycota, Glomeromycetes, Entrophosporales, Entrophosporaceae. The record is from the annotation of a GenBank genome assembly.